UUAACGUCUCUGGCCCAGCUGGAGGCCUUAAGAAGGUACAGGUGAAGUUCUGCGUCCUCUAAAACGGAGGAGGAGGGGUGGCACAGGCAGAGACAGGAAUGUUGCCUAAGAACUUUUCCGCAGGUCAGGCUUGCUCAGUAGCGUAAAAGCCUGUUUUAAAGAGUGACGUUUCACCUCGGGGGCACCUUGCCCUAAGUGCAGCUGUAAGGAGGGGGCUUAAAGUUUCUAAAGUUUCUUGCAUAGAAAAAAUUGUGAUUUUUUUCCCACAAAGUGAAGGAAAGGCAUAUUUUAACGGAGUAUUCAGGAAGAAUACUGGCGGGACGCGGAAGAUCAAAGAGACCGAGGAGCGAGAAGAGGCGCUGUGGAAACUGCAGUUUGCUGGGCUCGGACCAGAGGCCAAUAAUCCGCUAUGGAGCAUGCCUUUACCCCGUUGGAGCCCCUGCUUCCCACUGGGAAUUUGAAGUACUGCCUUGUGAUUCUUAAUCAGCCUCUGGACAAAUAUUUUCGUCAUCUUUGGAACAAAGCUCUCUUAAGAGCCUGUGCAGAUGGAGGUGCCAACCGCUUAUAUGACAUCACCGAAGGAGAAAGAGAAAGCUUUUUGCCUGAAUUCAUCAGUGGAGACUUUGAUUCUAUUAGGCCUGAAGUCAGAGAGUACUACACUAUUAAGGGAUCUGAGCUUAUUUCAACUCCUGAUCAAGACCACACUGACUUUACCAAGUGCCUUAAAAUGCUCCAAAAGAAGAUAGAGGAAAAAGACCUAAAGGUUGAUGUGAUCGUGACACUAGGAGGCCUCGCUGGGCGUUUUGACCAGAUUAUGGCAUCGGUGAAUACCCUGUUCCAAGCGACUCACAUCACUCCUUUGCCAAUUAUAAUACUCCAAGAGGAAUCUCUCAUCUACCUGCUCCAACCAGGAAAGCACAAAUUGCAUGUAGACACUGGAAUGGAAGGUGCCUGGUGUGGCCUUCUUCCCGUUGGACAGCCUUGCAAUCAGGUUACGACAACAGGCCUGAAGUGGAACCUCACAAAUGAUGUACUUGCGUUUGGAACAGUGGUCAGUACCUCCAAUACCUACGACGGGUCUGGUGCAGUGACUGUGGAGACCGACCACCCGCUCCUCUGGACCAUGGCCAUCAAACCCUAACCAACAGACGGGCAUCCGCGGUGCCUCUGCCUUACCUCAUCUGCCAGCAGUUGAUUGCCCAACAGAACAGCUCACCUGGGUUUGCAGGAGUCUAAACCUCUCUAUGGGAAGCCCACUAGUUUUAAAGAUGUAAUAUGAUACAAGACAGAUCUCAGUUUUACAAUAAUUGGAAAAUUAUGUCUUAAGAAAGCAAAUAAGCUAUGUUACAUUCAGUUGGAAAGCUAAUGGGGAUCAUUCCACUAUAAAAUUCAGUACUGAUUAUUCUUAUGUUAUUAAUCUUUCCAUUUGUCCUAGAAAAUUGUUUUUCAUUUGAAGCAGAGAAAGCUCUGUUGAGGUUCCUCUUGGAGUCUAGCACAUCCUUAAAUGCCUAACAACAUUAGAUGCCUCUAUGUAAUAUACAUUUCCUUUUACAGGAAAAAAAAAAAAAAAUCUUUCCAGAUUGGGAUGUUAGAACUGCACCAUUUCACUCUGGCCUUAUUUCUGUCUUUGGUAUUACCUUUUAAAAGUAAAUUAAGAAUCAGUAACCUAAUUGUUAUAUUUGAAAACAGGUAGUUGUAUAAGCUGUAGGUGAAAAGAGAAAUGUGAAAGAUAAAUGAUAAUUCAUGAAGCCCUACUGACAUGUUAACCUCCAAACUCAAAAGUAAAUACACUAAGCUUUAGCAGGGUGACAAUCAUCAUCAUCAUUAUAACCUAGACUGGAAAAUUUGUGCAGAGGAAACUUAAGCAUAAAAAUUAAAUUGUUUCUGACAUACUUCAGACUGAAAAAAUAUUGGUUCAUAGACCAUAAGUUUAUUCAGAUUGCCAAAAAAAUGAGUGAGUUUGUGGGGCUAAACGAAUGUCACAUACUAAGGAGCCUGGGUCUGAAGUCUGUCUUCUCGUCCCAGUCUGCCUGGACACCUUUCCUUAGCCGUAAAAUGGAAGCAGUUGGACUGAUUGUAUCUGAGUUCCUUCCCACACUCAAAUUCUAAACACUGAUACUUGGUGGUCAUAAGGCGGAUAAUACGAUCAAGUACUGACUAUCUCCUUCAGCCUGAACAACCUGGUGCAUCAAAAUAUAUUCACCUUUCUUUUAUAAUGAGACCCUCUUCUAUCUUCUUUCCACCCUUUUCUGUCUUCUUACUGAACCAACCAUUGCCAUACAAACUAUGAGUUAAGGAGAGCCUGCCCAAUAUGUUUUACGUACACAAAUCCCUAAGUUGCUAUGAGGAGUGUGACCAGCAUCUGUUUUCUUCUUGGUGCUACAAUAGUAGGAAGCUCAGGGUGUCUGUCAGAAGAGAGUGAAAGGAGGGGCAGCUAAAGUGGCCGUGGCAUUCUCAGCAUUUUUCUUACUUUCUACUUUAGUAGAAGUUGAGGCUAAGCGUGUUUCCUUCUUCAGUUUCUGAAGACUAGUUAUGUAUUCAUUACUAGAAAUAUAUUCAUAUCAUAUAAAAGAAAUAUAUCCAUUAUUUUAAAAUUUUACUACCAAAGCAUGUAUAUCCUAUUUACUCUGAAAAUCAUACCAGUGUUAAUCAAUGGAUACUUAUCAAAAAAGAA
This is a messenger RNA of Lemur catta (Ring-tailed lemur), 2674 nucleotides long. RefSeq names its product thiamin pyrophosphokinase 1 (gene TPK1). Gene Ontology annotation, biological process: thiamine metabolic process; thiamine diphosphate biosynthetic process. Gene Ontology annotation, molecular function: thiamine binding; thiamine diphosphokinase activity; ATP binding. Lineage: Eukaryota; Metazoa; Chordata; Mammalia; Primates; Lemuridae. The record is from RefSeq and is a predicted model, not a curated record. The coding region runs from base 410 to 1141 and encodes 243 amino acids. The transcript is spliced from 9 exons.